Symbiodinium necroappetens is the source of this 7776-nucleotide messenger RNA. NCBI's taxonomy places the organism in Eukaryota, Dinophyceae, Suessiales, Symbiodiniaceae. The record is from the annotation of a GenBank genome assembly.
AUGUUGCAGAAGCAGCGCUCAGCUCAGCCCCUGAGUUUUCAGGUCCUCUGGGCAGCACGACACACCGUGGAGCUUGGCAAGGAGAAGGGUCUGAACGAGCCCAAAGCCCUGGCGCUUGUCCGGCACGUCAUCCUCAAGGUGGCGAAAGCCCAUGGCAUGUCGGAUGAUCAGGCUGCGGCAAUGGCAGACAUGGCCAUCGACCAGGUGGCGGAGAAGAUCUGCAUCACUCCAAAGUUAGAAGGAUACGAUGUGACUGAGGAGUCCCUGAACCAGACCGCUGCCUUUAGCGUCAAGGUAGCCUGCGCUCCUGGCUUUUAUGGCUCGCCAAAGGCGACAGUCUGCUCGAUUUCUGGUGCUCCGUACACGCUCCUGGGCUGCUUCCCGAUCGUUUGUUCUACUCCGAUCAGCAUGGAUGGAUAUCAGGUAACUGAGCUUUCCAGGGCAAUCUACCAGUGGAAUGUUUCUGCAGCUUGUGACGAUUUCUUCGCGGGCACGCCAAAGGUCACACCUUGUUCGGUGCACAACACUCCAUACGGACUGACUGGAUGUGUCGAAAAGCACUGCUCUACCUCGAAGAAAAUCAAGGGCCACGGUUAUGACGUGACAGAGGUCUCCACCAGCAUGCGUAGCUUCGAGAUCAACGUCAAAUGUCACGAGUCCUUCAAGGGCGACCCGACAGCACAUGUUUGCAAGAAGAUGAACGAGCCUUACGAACUUCACGGCUGUACACAUCGUGAGUACUGUAUCAGCCCUUCUGCUCAGAAGCAGGUUGGGUACGAAAUCAACGAAAUCGAUCUUGAAAUCCCUGGGUUUGUCGUGAAGGCUAGCUGCUCGAAGAACUACGUUGGCGAAGCACUGGUAGAAGAGUGCGAUGAUGAUGAUGGGGAGUACGUCCUGUCUGGCUGUGAGCCAAUGACAUGUGCAUCUCACAUGGCAUCUGCGCCGACGGGCUACACGAUCACAUCCGAGAACUUGGAGGUUCCGGACUUCCAAGUCGACGUCGAGUGUGCCUCUGGCUACAUGGGAGAUCCUGGUGCCACGGCUUGCUCCACUCAAAGCGGCUCCUACAGUGUCUCUGGCUGUGAACCGAAGAAGUGCGUUGCACCGAAGAGCAAGGUGGGCUACUCCAUUGUUAAGGAGGCUUCAUUGGACAUGCCCACGUUGGAUGUUUCCGUAGAAUGUGCAGACAAGUACAUGGGCACACCGGCGGCCGCUGCCUGCCCGGACCACCUUGGCGAGUAUGUCCUCUCGGGUUACGUCACCCAAGUGGAGUCGCUGCAGCGACCGACUUUCGCGGUAACCGCCAAAUGUGCCCGGCUUUACGAGGGUUCUCCUGUGGUGACAGCCUGUGCGCAGCAUGACCGGGUCUUCAACUUGUCCGGUUGCAAGCCUUCUGUUUGCUCCAGACCUCCAAACGUCAAGGCUUACACAAUUACUGAGGAGAAGUCCCUUGAGAUGCGCAGCUUCAAUGUGGACGUCAAAUGUGCUUUGAACUACACAGGAACUGCGAGUGUGACGGAUUGUUCCAAAGCCGACGAGCCCUACACCCUGCAUGGCUGCUUUCCCCAGCUUUGCACCAAGCCUUCGAAGGGUGCUACCGAGGGCUAUGUGGUCACAGAGAAGUCGCUGGAAAGGCCAAGCUUUGAUGUCUCCGCGACAUGUGCCGUGGACUACAUGGGAAGCCCGGUUGUCUCGGCCUGCAGUGGUCAUGACCUCCCCUUCACAGUGUCGGGCUGCAAGCCUGAGACCUGCACAGAGCCCACAGAUGCAGAGAAGGAGGGCUAUUCCAUCACUGUAGCCUCCUUGACCAGGCCCCACUUCAGUGUCGAAAUCGACUGUGCAGCCGGCUACACUGGGACCCCCAGUGUCACACGCUGCACCGCACACGGGAGGCCAUACACUUUCGGUGGCUGCCAUGAGAUUGAAUGCAGCACGGCCCAGACCUCUAAGGGUUUUGCCAUUGUCCACGAGUCCUCCCGGAGACUCACAAGCUGGAACGUCAGCGCCAAGUGUGCGGCCGGAUGGUACGGCGAAGUGGUCGUUGAGCCUUGCUCCGAGCAUAGGAAGCCUUUCACACUGUCGGGCUGCGCGCCCAUGGUCUGCACUUCCCUGAAAGACACUCCUCCAGAAGGGUAUGUGGUGAACGCGGAGUCGUCGCUCACAGUGCAUAGCUUCGGCGUGAAAGCCAGCUGUGCGCCAGGCUACCACGGAACAGCUCAGGUGGCUUCCUGCAGCUCGCACCAGACGGCUUACACUUUGACCGGGUGCCAUCCCAUUGUCUGCGCCUCCAUGGCACUGGCCCCACCCACUGGAUACAUCGUCAAGGCCGAGACUUCCUUGGAGCAGCUCAGCUUUGGAGUGAAGACCGAGUGUGCUGCCGGCUACUACGGCACUCCUGUGGCCAAGGCCUGCAAAAGCGAGGGGCUGCCGUACACCCUGGAAGGGUGCAGCGUGAAGGUCUGCAAAUCCCGCAUCGGCAAUGUGCCGCGAGACAUCGUUUUGGUCAAGGAAGGCUCUUUGGAGGUGCCGAGCUUCACCAUCAAUGCCCACUGCCAUCCCGGCUACAUGAACGAGUCUACCGUUCCCAAGGGCAAGAUCAGCGUGCGGCCUUGCACCAAGCACGGAGAGUAUUACAAGCUUGAGGGUUGCGAACAUGAAGUGUGCGAGUCCAUGAGCAAAGACCCUCCAACAGGCUACAAGGUCUUUGCCGAAGAGUCACUUCAAAUUACAACUUUCCAGGUGGACAUCGGCUGUGAUGAGGGUUACACUGGUUCUCCCAAGGUCGGCGUGUGCAAAAACCACGCGCUGCCUUACAGCUUCGCCGGUUGCCGGAAGAUCAUGUGCACCUCUCCGGUGCUGCCGGCUGGCCACCUUGUCGUUGAAAACGUAAAGACUCAGCUGGACUUCCAGGUGGAUGCCUCUUGCGCGGAUAAGUAUAUGGGCACGCCAAAGACUGUGGCUUGCCAAGAGGACGGCAAGCCCUAUGCUUUGGAUGGUUGUGUGCCAGAAGUCUGCAAUGCACCGGCGAGUACUGUGGGCUACACUGUGGUUGAAGGCUCUCUCGAGCGACCGAGCUUCCGGGUGACGGCCACAUGCGCUGCUGGCUUUUACGGCACUCCUGUGGUGGCGCCUUGCAUGGCACACCACGAGAGCUACAAGCUCUCUGGCUGCCAGCCAGAGCCUUGCAUUUCGCCAGAUGCUUCGGACACUGUGGCCUACAAGAUCAAAGAGGUUAGCCUUGAAGUCCCCACCUUCAACGUCUCGGCCACAUGCACGGACGAUGCGCUUGGGAAUGCUACUACCCAUGUUUGCGCGUCAAAGUACAGCAAGUACUCCGUGAAGGGUUGCUCCAUCCCCUUCUGCACAAAGCCAGCGGCCCCACAGCUCGUCGGCUACACCGUGGACAAGGAGACGUCGCUGAAGAUGCUGAAGUUGGAUGUGAAGGUGUCUUGCACGGAGAACUACACGGGCGCCGCUUCGGUGAAGACCUGCCCCGGGCACGGCACGGCGUAUUCCGUCGAUGGCUGCGUACCUUUCAAGUGUACGUCGGCCGCCCGAAGCAGUGAAGAUGGCUUAAUUGUCUUUGAGAAAUCCCUGCAAAAGCUGGACUUCGAGGUCCAUGCAGACUGCGAGGACGGUUUUGGGGGCAAGCCAGAAGUCAAGAUCUGUGAGGCUCACAACACGUCAUACACAAUCGGCGGAUGCACCAAGCAAUUCUGUGCUUCACCAGUCGGGGAUGAUACUGCAGGCUAUGUCAUCACAGAGAGCAACUUGCAUCGGGCGCCCAACAUGUUCAGCGUCACAGCGAAGUGUGCCGCGGGCUACUUCGGCACUCCCAAGGUGAGCGUUUGCAAGGGCCCGAAUCUACCAUAUGCCAUCGAGGGUUGUGAGCCUGUGGAGUGCAAGUCGCCACGAAACCUCACCAGCAGCGGCUACAUGGUGUUCGAGAAUUCGAAGCAGCUGCCAGACUUCAACGUGAAGGCAGAGUGCCUCGACAAGUUCCUCGGCACGCCCAAGGUCACCCCCUGCGAGUCCCACGAGGAGGUCUACAACCUCACCGGUUGCGAACCAGCGAAGUGUGUUAUGCCUAGCAAGGAGGAGCUACAGGCUUAUGACUUGGAGGUGAAGUCCCUCGAGAGGCCCUUCUUCAGUGUUGUGCCACGGUGCAAGUACCGUCCCAACGGGAAAGUCACGGAGGGGAAGGUGACUGCUUGCUCCAACCACCUCGAGCCCUUCAAGGUGGAGGGUUGUUUCCUGCAGUGCAACUCCACCUCCUUGGGUGUGGAGCAGGGCUACAUCGUGCAUGAGAAGAACCUCCUGAUGCCUGACUUCGAUGUGGAGGUGUCCUGUGCCCCAGACUAUGUCGGGAAGCCUGUCGUCAGCGCCUGCUCGAAGCCACUGACGACCUACAGCGUUUCGGGCUGCAGGCCGAUGAAGUGCAUUGCACCCACUGCAGAGGCCAAAAAGGACUAUGUGGUGAAGGAGACGUCCCUUGAGAAGCCAACUUUCGGAGUGUCGGCCACAUGUCUGAAGGGAGGCAUGGCCGGGGAGGUUGUCCCUUGCAUCUUCGACGGAGAACCCUACACGCUGAAGGGUUGCGACGAGGCCUCCUGUGAGUCUCCCGAUCGCACGCAGGAAACCGGCUACACAGUGUACGAGAAGGACCGGCACUUCCGAUCCUUCAAGGUCUCUGCCGAUUGUUCCGCAGGAUUUAUGGGACUUGGGGUGGUCCACCGCUGCACCCAGCCCGGAGAAGCUUUCACCCUCACGGGCUGCGAGCCGAAGACUUGCAAAGCUCCCAUCGGAAUCGAGAAGACGGAUUAUGACCUCACAGAGUCUUCCUUGGAUAUCCCGACCUUCAAAGUGGGCGUGAGGUGCAAGUAUGGAGGGACCGGCACCGCGAAAGUGUGUACCGACCAUGACCAUGCGUACACCCUGAAGGGUUGUGCGCCUCCAGUCUGCGCAACACCUGCAGAGACAGAAGGCUACGUUGUGACCGAGAACUCCAGGCUCAUGCGCGAGUUCCAGGUCUCAGCAAAAUGUGCCGCAGGAUACAUUGGCAAGCCUGUGGCCACCGAGUGCAUCGAGCACGACAGGCCCUACGGCUUAGCCGGUUGCGUACCUGUGAAGUGUACGACGCCGGACGCAGACUCUCUGGUGAACUACCUGGUCACGGAGACGUCCUUGGAGCUACCGAGCUAUGACGUCACUGCGCGGUGUGCUGAUGUCGGCACUCCAGCGAAGUCCAUCGCUUGCAAGAAGGAUGGGCAGCCUUACGCACUGACGAGAUGCAAGCAGCACUGCACCAAGCCAGACGUUAUCCCCAAGGGGCAUGCGGUGACAGAGAGCAACCUUCUGAUUUCCGUUUUCGACGUGAAAGUCGAAUGUGGCCAGGGCUACACGGGUGUGCCUAUUGUGACUCAGUGCACUUUGGCCGGUGAGCCCUACUCGGUCUCAGGCUGCGCGCCCGAGAAGUGUGCGAUACCGCCGGACGAGAUUAGCCACAAGUACGAGAUCAAGGUGAACUCACUUGAACGCCCAAGCUUUGAUGUAGAGGUGCAGUGCAAGGGAGGGCAAACCAGCACUCCCAAAGCGUCAGCCUGUGAUGGAGAUGGCAAGCCGUUUGGGCUGGAAGGUUGCAUGGGACUGCAGUGCACAUCUCCGAAAGGAGGGGUGAGCGACGGCUAUGUUGUGUACGAGGGGUCCAUCAUGUCCAACUCCUUCAACGUGCAAGCAUCCUGUGCGAAAGGCUACACUGGGCAUGCCAAAGCCUCCGCGUGCACAGUUGAUGAAGGGCCCUACACUUUGUCCGGCUGCAAGCCCAAGACAUGCAAGGCUCCAACGUACAUACACCAGGAGCACGUGCAAUAUGAGGUGACGGAGCGAUCACUGGAGAUGCCCAGCUUCAGCGUGGGUGUUCGUUGCAAGGGUGAGAAGGCUGGCAUCCCGAAGGCCAUUCAGUGCGAGGAGGACGGCCAACCCUACCGGCUGGAGGGGUGUAAGCCUCUGGAGUGUUUGUCGCCAAAGGCGAAGAAGGACGACGGAUAUGUCGUGUAUGAGGGAUCUCGACAAACGAACCACUUCGAGGUGACAGCGCGCUGUGCCCAAGGCUACAAGGGCCAUGCCAAGGUCGAAAUGUGUGCCGAGGACCAGACGCCGUACAUCCUGUCUGGAUGUGAACCCAUGAAAUGCGUAGAGCCGCGUGAAGUCGAGAUGACAUCCUAUGACCUCACAGUGCAUUCGCUGGAACUCCCCAGCUUCAGUGUCUCUGCUAGAUGCAAGACCCAUCAGAAGAAGGGUGAGGUGGUUCGAGCAGUCCCGUGCAAAGAUGAUGGUGAUGAAUUCACCCUGGAGGGAUGUGUUCCCGGACAGUGCACUUCUCCGAGCAACGCAGCGAGUGGGGGCUAUGUGGUGUACGAAGCAUCGAUGAUCGUGAAUUCCUUCGAUGUGACGGCGAAGUGCGCCGCUGGAUACAAAGGCAAGGCAUCGGUGGCCGUAUGCAAGGACGUCGACGAGCCAUACUCUCUAGGUGGCUGCGAGCCAGAGAAAUGCACAGAGCCGACCGCUCGUGAUAUGGAGGGAUACGACCUGACGGUCUUCUCACUGGAGCGGCCCAGCUUCAGCGUCGGUCUCAAGUGCACCAGUGGAAUUGGCCAUGGCAAAGCCAAAGAAUGUACAAAGGACGGCGAGCCCUACACGCUGGAGGGCUGUUACAUCGGUGAGUGCGCUUCCCCGAGAGAGGACUUGGGCCACGGAUACAUCGUGUAUGAGCAGUCGAAGAUGCGUCACAACUUCGAAGUGACAGCCGAGUGUGCAAAGGGCUACAGGGGCUUCGCGAAAGUCACGGAGUGCUCGAAAGCAGACGAGCCUUAUAACUUGACUGGCUGCGUCCCUGAGACCUGCGUGGAACCGAGUGUGGAAGACUCUGCAAACUACGACUACUCCAUCUUCUCUUUGAAGAGGCCCUCCUUUAGUGUGACAGCUCGAUGCAAGCACGGCUUCCUCAACGCAACAGCCAGCGAGUGUGCCUACGACGGUGGGCCCUUUGUGCUGCAGGGCUGCAAGGAUGCAUGUGCCUCUCCCAAGCGAGCGGCGGACGAUGGCUACACUGUGGUGGAAAAGAAGCUCGUGAUGGACGAGUUCACAGUCGAUGCCCUGUGCAUGCCGGAUUACAAGGGCACUGCAAAAGUUGCGAAGUGUCCUUCGGCCAGACAGCCUUAUGUUCUAAGUGGCUGUGAGCCCAAGAAGUGUGUACUUCCCAGCGCCGAAGAUCGGGCCGCGUAUGCCUUGACUAUCUACAGCACGGAUGCCCCCUCCUUCAGCGUUACGGCGAGAUGCAAGAAUGGAGUUGGGACUGGCAAGGCCAAGAAGUGCUCCGAAGAUGGCCAAGCCUUCAUCCUGGAGGGCUGCCCUUCCUUGUGCACUUCUCCAAAGAAGACCGCAGAUGAGGGCUAUGUCGUGUUUGAGAGGUCCAUGUUGAGGAAGCAGUUUGACGUCGGUGCAAUCUGCGCUGAUGGCUACAAGGGCAACGCCACCGUGACAAAAUGCAAAACAGCAAACGAACCGUACAGCGUGGGCGGCUGUGAGCCAGAAAAGUGCAUAGAGCCAAGCUCAACGGAGAAGGCCAACUACAACAUCGUCACUUAUUCACUAGAGCGACCAUCGUUCAGUGUCACAGCCAGAUGUAAGAAUGGGAAAGGCACUGGCAAGGCCAUACCGUGCAGUGGUGACAAUAUGCCCUACAAACUGGAGGGAUGUGGCGCCAUCAGCGGUUGA